GCAAAUUAUGUGGUCUGCCUCUGAUGACAGCCGAGGGCCCGGUCCGCACAGUGGAUCAGUCUUUCCGGGGUUCAAACAACAAGUCUAGUGUGCUUCAGGAGAGUCGAGGACCAUCGAUGACAAAUUAGUAGAAUAUUUAUAUGAAACGUUUGCAUUAACAGCAGGCCCACUGCCUUUCAGGAAGAAGCACAGUGGGGCACGACAAAAAGGAGUUCAGUGAACUAACGUUACGACAACGGCUAACAGUUCGCAGCUAGCUAAAUAGUUAGCCACGACCGCACACAGGUAUGUCUGAAGUUAGUCUUGAGGCUGAAUCGGGGAAGACCUCAGCCGAGGACUCUCAAAUGGAUUUUGAUGAGGCAGAUAAAGCAGAAGAGAGUUUGAGGGAGGAUGUAAAACAGGCGAGUGUAGACAACAGUAGGGGAAGAAAUGACCGAGAUGAUGUGCUGUACGACAUUGAUAUUGACAGCGCUGAAGAAAAUGCAGAAAACACGGCUAUUCAGAAGGAGGAUGAGGGCAUUCAGAGAGAGAGUGUGGCGAAGACAUGCAGUGGCAGCGAUGCUGCAGACAUGUCUGACAGUGUAGAAAAUGGGGCACACGAGACAAAUCGUCAUGUUGAAACGGCUGAAACACCAGAGGAAAGUGGAGAUUCUCACACUGAAACAAAGCAAAGCAUAAUGACUGAGGAGUCCCAUAGAGGCUCAGCCGCUGAGAUCCCAGUCACCAGCAAUGGAGACCUGGAUCAGAGCCCUGAGAGCGUAUUCCAGAGGGACUCCUACCCCAGUGUCCCCAGGGCUCUAAAUCUUUCAGAGUCCUGUGUCACCUCCAGCAACUUCGCUUCAACAACAGAGGGCAUCAUUGAAUCAGGACCAUACAAAGGGUCGGCAAGCAUGCCCACGUCACCUGUGACACCUGUAGCUCCCAGCUCGGCUGUUGCUAGCCGCCUGGCGCGCUCUUCCAGCGAUAGUCAGGCUGAGAAAGGCGAGAUGAAUGCACAGCCAAUGAGUGGAGCGGUGGUCCUUUCAGAUGACUUGAAGAGCCCAGCCAUGGAAAAACUGGACCUAGUGAGAAAGUGGAGCAUCAACACAUAUAAAUGUACCAGGCAGAUCCUGUCAGAGAAGCUGGGUCGAGGCUCGAGGACCGUGGACCUGGAGCUGGAGGCUCAGAUCGAUGUCCUCCGCGACAACAAGAGAAAAUACCAGAAUGUAAUCAAGCUGGCUCAGACGCUGGCCAGUCAGCUGUCCCAGAUAAUGCAGACACAGAGGCAGCUGGGCGACGCAUUCGCCGACCUCAGCCUCAAGUCACCAGAACUGCAUGAGGAGUUUGGUUACAACGCUGACACCCAAAAGCUUUUGUCCAAAAAUGGAGAGACACUGCUGGGUGCCAUCAACUUUUUCAUCUGCAGUGUGAACACACUCGUGGACAAAACAAUCGAAGACACCAUGGUUAAUAUCAAACAGUAUGAAUUUGCCAGGGUUGAGUAUGACGCGUACCGUACAGAUUUGGAGGAGUUGAAUCUGGGGCCCCGUGACGCCGCCGCCAUGCCCAAGAUUGAGCACUGCCAGCAGCAGUUCCAGAUCCACCGCGAGAAGUACGAGAGGAUGCGGAACGACGUCUCCGUCAAGCUGAAGUUCCUGGAAGAGAACAAGGUGAAGGUAUUGCAUAACCAGCUCAUCCUGUUCCACAACGCCAUAGCUGCGUACUACGCUGGAAACCAACAGCAGCUGGAACAGACACUCAAGCAGUUCCACAUCAAGUUGAAAAUGCCAGGUGGGGACAGUCCAUCUUGGCUGGAAGAGCACUAAUCACUACUUUCGAAAGCCACAGCGGCUGAGUUUGACAGGAAAUGUCAAAUUCUACAGAAACUACAGGACCCCCCCCCUCCCUUCAACUCUACUGUCACAGCCUUUUCAAACUUUCAGAACUGUAAAUCUUUCAACUCAAUACAAAAAGGAGGACAAAAAAUCCUCCCAUAAUCUGUUUGACACUUGUUAAAUCAUACUUUUCAUCUUGCAGUUAUUUGAAAUCAUGGGAGACGCACUUUUAUACUGUUUGACAAAUCUGUUGAACGGGAGUUGCUGCAGUAAACACAUUUGGAAAACUGUAAAUGGCUUUUUGUAUUCCAGCGUAUGAAUGUUGUAUCCCAGCACGGCGGACAUGUUGGCUCUGUAAGGGCAGCUACGGGAUCCAAAACACUGCCGUCUUACCCAUUAUUGACAUUACUCUUAUCAGCUGACUGAGAUGUGGAUGAAUGCUUUUUGAAAGACCAAUCGGGAAGCUUCAGGAGACUGAAUACGAAUUCUCUCAUGAUUUGAUCUUAAACCGGUUGUGAUAAACGGGGCAAAGCAUCAUUCAGAUUCAUGAAUCAUGCAAAUGCAAACUGGUCAUUUUAACCAGCAAACUCUGAUUAAAGUGGUAGUUUUGGCAUUUUAGGAAAUGCGCUUAUUUGCUUUUUUACUGAGAGUUUCUUUAAUUUAAGGCUACAGCCAGCAGCCGGUUAGUUUAGCUUAGCAUAAUGACUAGAAACGGGACGGGGGGGACAGCUAGCCGGGCUCUGUCCAAAGGUAAAAAACGUUCUGCCUACCAGCACCUCUAAACCUCACUAAUACAAAAACCAAAGUAAAAAAUCAAAUUGUGGUUUAAUCUAAUCUUCGGACAGAGCCAGGCUCAGUAUUUCACUCUGAUGCCAGUCUUUAUGCUAAGCUAACCAGCUGCAGGCUGUAGCUUAACAUUUAAUCUUCUCAUCUAACUCUCAGCAAGAAAACAAAUUAGAGUAUUUCCCAAAAUGUCAAACUAUUCCCUUAAAUUGAUCCGUUAAAAUCAUACUGAUCGCCGUUCACAACAAAUCCUGUAUGUUGGUAUGUUGUUAUGUUGACACAAUGCUACUUGUAAUCAAUAUCACCCUUUGGAUUUUUUUUAGCAUUCCUGUUUUCUUUACAUUCAUGGCAUUUGACUGAAUGGGUAAAAAUGUUGAUUCUCUUAGAUUCCAGAGAAAAUGUUGGACCAGCCUUAUGUGACUAAAUGUGCCUUGAAUUCUUGAAUUAGUUCUUCUCUUCCCCUCCGUGCUUUGAUAUCUGGUCUUGCUGUUGAAAACCGACGCUCUCACUACCAGUUUUUUUUUUUUCUUUUUUUCGGGACCAACUCUUGAAGGAAGAGAAUGGACCACACACCCAUGCACACACUCUUGGAGUACAGUUAAAACCUGUACAACUGUAAAUGUUAACACACUCCACGCAACACAAACAUGAUGGCUAUGUUACAGAAUACUCCAGUAACAUUCAGAAAGUAAAUAUAUUUUAAAACUUGCUGUUCUCAAAGAUAUUUAUCCAUAUUGCACAUGUUCACAUUUACGCAUUUGGGACUAAUUACAUAAGAACUUGUAAGUGCUGUACGAUAUGUAAGGUGACAACCAAAAUACGAUUAACUUGAGAAACCUUUUGUAAAUUUGAAAGACCAGCAUCCUUUGUCUGAGCUGCUAACGGUUUCUAUCAUUGGGCUGCAUAAAAGUAUAUUUUUUAAAGAGGACAUAUUGUACCCCGGUAUUGAUAACCAGCUGUCCUCAAUUUGUACUUUCCCUAUGGCUCGCCAUAGCAGUUUAAGAGUGUGAAUCUUGUACAACAAUCUAAUGUUUCCCUGAAAUAGAUGGAUAUAUAUAUUUGUAAUUUUCUCUAUUUUGCCUUUGAAUAUGUAGUUUAUGAUCAAUGCUGCCAUUUGGCUUUGAUUUAGUUUAGUUUUCCUGAAGACCUACAGAAUGAUGUGCUAGUGGAGCUCUACCUUUUUGUAAUAAUGAAACAUUAACAAAUGUUGAGUUAAUAAAAGGAUUCUGAAUGUUUGGGAAAAUAAAAGUUUCUUUUCUUUA
Perca fluviatilis (European perch) is the source of this 3859-nucleotide messenger RNA. RefSeq names its product ADP-ribosylation factor interacting protein 1 (arfaptin 1) (gene arfip1). NCBI's taxonomy places the organism in Eukaryota, Metazoa, Chordata, Actinopteri, Perciformes, Percidae. The coding region runs from base 288 to 1805 and encodes 505 amino acids. The record is from RefSeq and is a predicted model, not a curated record. The transcript is spliced from 10 exons. Gene Ontology annotation, cellular component: trans-Golgi network membrane. Gene Ontology annotation, molecular function: protein domain specific binding; phospholipid binding. Gene Ontology annotation, biological process: intracellular protein transport; regulation of Arp2/3 complex-mediated actin nucleation.